AUGAACAACGCCUGCUUGAAGGACAACCGGUUUACCGGCUUCGGCCAAACGGGACUACGCAUACACGGACUUCAGCCAACUCCUCCUUCAACACCGGGGAUCCAGACCCGGAGCAUGAGCAGGUUGCAAAACCAAGGGGAUACGAGCUUUCAAAAUAAUGCUGCUUCGGCCCAUCCAACCGUUCCGGCAGCAUCGGCUUCUCCGUAUGGUGAAUGGAGGCCGGAUAUCGCUUACGGAAGUGAGCUUUGGGUUGAAGGUGAGGGCUUGAGUCGCAUUGAGCUUGCGGAUAGACGGGUUGCGCGUGCUCGCUUGAGGGUUGAGCAUUAUGGAAACGCUCCAAACCCCAUUUUCCAACAACAGCUGGAUGAGGAGAUCAGGAAGCGGGAGAAACUCGAUGAGAAGGACGAGGAAAACACCAAGCCGAUCUCCACCCUUGCUUCAACCCAUAUAGAAGCCAUCAACAAGCGUCUGGAGCUUCUGCGCGAGGUGCUGGCAAAAAGUGAAUCCGAAGCGCAGCGGGUGAAUAUACAAGCUGCCAUUGCGGGUUAUGAAUCCGGGGCAAUUGCGUAUUCAAGGUCGUAUACCCUCAUCUGGGCUGGCCGCAUCGUCGACACUUGUCCCGACUACGGCUCGUUCACGACGGACCGUGAUGAUCGGCUGGAUAGGUAUGUCGACGAGCAUGGACAGGGAUGGCUUUGGCACGAGCCACCUCUUGCAACACAAGGGAAAUUGCGUGCCAAAAAAGGCACCAGUCUUGAGAACCCGCUCCUGGGACGACUGGACACAUAUGGUCAAGGCCAUUAUAACAUCAAGAUGUAUUUCCGCGCGCGCAAGGAGAGGGUCAUGCGUGGAGGUAACAAGCGCGCGAAGAAGGCGAAGGCUAAGUUGCGAAAGUUCAGCAACGCCCAACCUGACGAAGAUGCCCAAGUGGUCGAGUUGUCUUUGCUCCUCGACUCGGGCGCCACGCUACCCUGUAUCAAACCCCAAGACCUUGCCCUCCUUGGCAUUGACCCGAAGACAUACGCAGCACAAACAGCAUCGGAACUUCACCUCGGUGAGGGUACGGUAAGGAGGGCCAUAUAUGAGCUGGAUGUUGGGUUCAGGUUCGGCGAGGAAGACUGGGCGUUCCAUACGAUGCCAGUAAUCGUCUUGGAGGGCGAAAGUCGACUAAGCGGCAUGCUCCCCUUCAAUGUGUGCUACAUGUCGAGCGCACCAGGCACAUAUCGAAUGUGGCUUGGCCAGAAACGGCGUGACAUCUUGGGAGCAGGCCGGCUACCGGGCCGCAUGAAGGCCGGAGGAGUGCACGACGGCGAGGGCCGCAAUCCGUUUUACGGAGCUCUUGGAACGCCAGCAAACCGCUUUUGGGCCACGGGAGGUAUCGGCCUGAGAGACCGCGAUAUGUCAUCUCGAUUUCUCAAGGACCGCAGGGAUGAGUAUGAUGCGGUGAUCGAGGAGCCGCCCAAGUCGUUUAGGUUCGAGCAUGACCUUGGGUAUGGUGAGACUUGGAUAGAUAUUGGAUCCUCGUCUGGCGAAGAAGAGGAGGUGGCUGCCAAGGCGACGCCUGUGAGGAAGGGGAAAAAGGCAACGGGAGCAAAGUCUCAGGCGCGUCCAAAUUGGCCCACAGAUUCCGACCUCCAGGCAAGCAUUGAGCGUAUUCGACGGCUGAGGAAGGAAAUUCAGGGUGCAACUGGUCAGCCUGUGCCAGCGGCGGGUAAGAGGAGGAAGAGGAACUCUGUAAUGUUAAGCCUGUGA
Messenger RNA from Sordaria macrospora k-hell, 1752 nucleotides. RefSeq lists its product as uncharacterized. The record is from RefSeq and is a predicted model, not a curated record. NCBI's taxonomy places the organism in Eukaryota, Fungi, Ascomycota, Sordariomycetes, Sordariales, Sordariaceae.